This is a messenger RNA of Lagopus leucura (white-tailed ptarmigan), 2340 nucleotides long. It is a transcript of the gene CNGB3, whose product is annotated as cyclic nucleotide gated channel subunit beta 3. NCBI's taxonomy places the organism in Eukaryota, Metazoa, Chordata, Aves, Galliformes, Phasianidae. Gene Ontology annotation, molecular function: cGMP binding; intracellularly cGMP-activated cation channel activity; intracellularly cAMP-activated cation channel activity. The record is from RefSeq and is a predicted model, not a curated record. The transcript is spliced from 18 exons. The coding region runs from base 1 to 2340 and encodes 779 amino acids. Gene Ontology annotation, cellular component: plasma membrane; photoreceptor outer segment; intracellular cyclic nucleotide activated cation channel complex. Gene Ontology annotation, biological process: monoatomic cation transmembrane transport.
AUGUUUAAAAGACUAAAAGGAGUGUUUUCCAGAACAAAAUUAUCACCUGAGCAAUCAGACAGUGAAAAUGAAGGCAUUCCUCCACCAUCCAAGCCAUCUACAGACCAGAGUGAAAAUACAAAAAAAGAUGACACACAGAAAACUGAGGCCAAUAAGAAGGCAGAGCCUUCACCAAAGGAACAAGAGGGAGUUCCAGAAAAACCAGCCAAGUCUUCACAAACUUCACAAACUGAAAAAUCAACCGAACCAGCUAAGGCAACUCAGCAAGAGCAGCAUCAUCUCAAUAAUGGGAAGGAAGAUGCCAACACACAGAACGCAACGUCUCAAGGAUUCCAAACAAAUGAAUAUGCUGAUGCCCAGCUUCAGGAGAUUGUCAGAAAAAUGCGGGAAAGGACCACAGCCUAUAAGGAAAAGCUGAAAGACCCCGUGUUGUCCUCCCCUGAAGGCACACCAUCAAAGAAGAAGCCUCCACCCCCACCAAAAGAAGAAAAGAAAGAAGAAAAGAAAGAGGAAGCAGAAGCAAAGCCAGAAGAGGAUCACUACUGUGAUAUGCUGUGCUGUAAAUUCAAGAAACCUCCACUGAAAAAGUACAAGACCUAUCUAAAGCUACCAGACAGCAUAGAUUCAUACACAGAUCGCCGUUACGUAGCUUGGCUCAUGCUUGUGACAGUGGCCUAUAAUUGGAAUUGUUGGUUUAUCCCCCUUCGCUACGUGUUUCCAUAUCAAACUCCAAGUAAUACAAUAUACUGGUUUGCCAUAGACAUCAUCUGUGAUAUCUGCUAUCUGUGUGACCUGCUGGUUUUCCAGCCCCGAGUGCAAUUUUUAAGAGGUGGAGAUAUAAUAGUAAACAAAGUGGAAAUGAAGAAAUUCUAUCACAGCACUGUAAAGUUUCGGCUCGAUUUGAUAUCAGUAUUGCCAUUUGACAUUCUAUACUUUUUCUUUGGAUUCAACCCAGCAUUUAGGGUAAACAGGAUGCUAAAGCAUAACACAUUCUUUGAGUUCAAUGAUCGUUUGGAAGCUAUCCUGGACAAAGCAUACAUCUACAGGGUCAUUCGAACCACUGGAUACUUGCUGUUUAUCUUGCACAUUAAUGCAUGCUUGUAUUAUUGGGCUUCAGACUAUGAAGGACUUGGCAGUACUAGAUGGGUGUACGAUGGACAAGGAAAUAUGUACCUGAGGUGUUACUACUGGGCAGUUCGUACUUUAAUCACCAUCGGUGGCCUUCCAGAGCCACAAACAUUGUUUGAGAUAGUUUUUCAACUGCUGAAUUUUUUCUUGGGUGUCUUCGUUUUCUCCAGCUUAAUUGGUCAGAUGAGAGAUGUAAUUGGAGCAGCUACAGCAGGACAGAACUACUACCGUUCCUGUAUGGAUAACACCGUCUCCUAUAUGAACACAUACUCAAUUCCAAAACUAGUUCAAAAUCGUGUUCGAACCUGGUAUGAAUACACAUGGGACUCUCAGGGAAUGCUGGAUGAAUCAGAAUUACUGGAGCAGAUGCCAACCAAAAUGCAAUUAGCCAUUGCAAUUGAUGUGAACUUUGCCAUUGUCAAUAAAGUUGACCUAUUCAAAGGGUGUGAUACUCAGAUGAUAUACGACAUGCUGCUAAGGCUGAAAUCCAUUGUGUAUUUACCUGGUGAUUUUGUCUGCAAAAAGGGAGAAAUUGGCAGAGAGAUGUAUAUCAUCAAACAAGGUGAAGUUCAAGUCCUUGGAGGCCCUGAUGGCACAAAAGUCCUGGUUACACUACGAGCAGGAGCUGUAUUUGGGGAGAUCAGCCUAUUAGCCGCAGGUGGAGGAAAUCGAAGGACUGCCAACGUGGUGGCUCAUGGUUUUGCCAACCUUUUCAUUCUAGACAAGAAAACACUCAAUGAAAUCUUGGUGCAUUACCCUGACUCAGAAAAACUUCUGAUGAAGAAAGCAAAGGUGUUGCUGAAAGAGAAGGGGAAACCUGCUCCUGGACCACCAGUGCAGCAGCCCCGGGGCUUGGCCAGUCUGUUUGGGCAAAAACAGGAAACUCCAAAACUGUUUAAAGCGAUGUUUGGAGCUAAAGGAAAAGGAGGCCUUGCUAAGCUGCUGCAGCUGAAGAGAGAACAAGACAUUCAGGAACAUGAAGCUGAAGCGCAGAAGACUGAAAAAGAGGAGAAGAAACCACCAGAGCCUGCAGCCCCAUCUGCACCCCCUCCGAAAAAGGAAGAGCCAGAAGCAGACACUAAGCCUAAACCACAUGCAGUUAUGCACAGAGGAACCACUAAUGAGUCUCUGAUCAUCACUAUGUCUCCUUCCCCUAGAGCAGGAGAAGGAGAGAUCCUUAAAGUUGAAGCUAAAGAGAAGAAAAACAAAUAG